Molecule: messenger RNA, 1080 nt
Organism: Cajanus cajan (pigeon pea)
Lineage: Eukaryota; Viridiplantae; Streptophyta; Magnoliopsida; Fabales; Fabaceae
Molecular function (GO): zinc ion binding; nucleic acid binding
Source: RefSeq, a predicted model, not a curated record
AUGGCAGAUCUCGCAUCCUCAACUAGCUCACUAGAGAGGCUCAACAACAGCAAUUAUGACACGUGGAGCGUUCGAAUGAAAUAUUAUUUGCUCGGGCAAGAUCUCUGGAGCAUUUUUCAUGGUGCAGAGACGACCCCACCAACUGAUGAAGAAAAUCUAAAGAAAUGGAAGGUUCGAUGUGGAAAAGCUUUGUACGUGUUGUCGAUCUCCGUGGAGGAUGAGUUCUUGCAGCGGAUCAAGGACCUAACGACACCGAAGGAGGCAUGGGAUACAUUAGAAACACUCUUCACAAAGAAGAAUGAUGCUAAGUUGCAGCUGCUAGAAAACGAGUUGAUGUCACUGAGACAAGGUGACAUGGCGGUAAGUCAGUAUUUUACUAAGGUUAAAUCAAUUUGCAAUGAGAUUGCAAAAUUAGAUCCUCAGAAUGCAAUUUCUGAGACGAGGAUGAAGAGAAUAAUAAUUUUUGGAUUAAAUCCAAAAUAUAAUGGGAUUAUUACUGCCAUUAGAGGUUGGGCCACAGAACCCACCUUGACAGAGUUAGAAAGUAUUUUGGCAAAUCAAGAAGCUUUAGACAAUCAAAUGUCUAAAGUAUCAAUUAAUGAGGAAGACAAGGCCCUUUUUAGUAAAAAGAGAGGCCGAAAUGAGGUUAAGGCAGCUGCAAAUUCAGAUAGCGAAAGUAAAGGCCCACAAAGAAGACAAGGUUGGCAGAAAGGCCAACAUAAGAAGGGUCCAGAGCAAAGGGGAGCUACGCAAUCCCGAUUCAGAGACUACGAAGAACAAAAGAGAUAUCGGCGCAAGGAUGGACGAUGUUACAACUGUGGUAAAAAGGGCCACUAUGCACGAGAUUGUUGGGCCAGGAAAGAAGAAGGCAACACAGUCACACUUAAGCAGGACGAGAACGAAGAAGAAUGGUAUGUCCAAGCAUCGUACGCGGUAAAGGAAUCUCGGAGGGAUGAAGGUGUAGAGAUUGUGGCAUCAUGCAUGGAUGAGCCAGUAGAAGAAUCAGCAUUGGUCACGGUAAGUGAAGCAAUCAAUUAUGAUGAUGAUUGGAUUGUUGAUUCUGCUGCUCGAAUCAUAUGA